GUCUGCACUGCAGCAGUACACUUGACAAGAAGACUUGAAGAAGGGGUUCUGCACAAGUUGAAUACAACAGUUGAAUUUACUGCGUCUUUAAGAAGUGCAAACAUGCAGAUCUUUGUGAAGACCCUCACUGGCAAGACCAUCACCCUUGAGNNCGAGCCCAGCGACACCAUUGAGAACGUGAAGGCCAAGAUCCAGGACAAGGAAGGCAUUCCCCCUGAUCAGCAGAGGCUGAUCUUUGCUGGCAAGCAGCUGGAGGAUGGCCGCACCCUCUCCGACUAC
Molecule: messenger RNA, 279 nt
Organism: Morone saxatilis (striped sea-bass)
Lineage: Eukaryota; Metazoa; Chordata; Actinopteri; Moronidae
Product: ubiquitin-like
Exons: 3
Biological process (GO): protein ubiquitination; modification-dependent protein catabolic process
Cellular component (GO): nucleus; cytoplasm
Molecular function (GO): ubiquitin protein ligase binding; protein tag activity
Source: RefSeq, a predicted model, not a curated record